Linnemannia hyalina is the source of this 1581-nucleotide messenger RNA. Lineage: Eukaryota; Fungi; Mortierellomycota; Mortierellomycetes; Mortierellales; Mortierellaceae. The record is from the annotation of a GenBank genome assembly.
AUGCUCGCUACCACCAUCACCACCAACGCAACAUCUUCACUACAACCACCAACUGUCGAAACCUGGGCGACAGGAAAACCAAAGAACGAUAGACAGGAACAUCGUGUUGGACCGUUACCAUGGGCCGCUGGACAGGACCCUAUCCUUGAGAGCAAUGCAGGAAAUUUCCCGACCCGUCAGUGGACAAAUAAAAAUGGAUCUAAAGCCAAUGCUGAGAUUAAAGAACCCACCUCUCAUCAUCUACAGGGAGGUUCAGGUGCGAGUUCGAUGAUUGGAUUGUUCUACGAGACGGGGCCCAUCCAUGUGACGGAGGAUUUGAAGUUGGUGAGGAAUAAUGAUACUUGGGCGAAUGAGUAUUCGAUGUUGUUUGUUGAGCAGCCUGUCGGAACUGGGUACUCCUUUGUUGAUCAAGGUGGCAAGAAACGGACGAAGCGCAAGAGGGGGUCGGCGCGUCGCGGUGGUGAGAGGAAUGACGAUGAGGGUGAUCGUGAUGGCGGAGAUGAUACUCCAGGAUUCGAUGCCAACGACGAGGAGGGAAAGGGUGAAGACGGCAGGUUUGAGGAGCUGGAUGCAGAGUUGGAGAGGGACCAGGAGGAAGAAGCGGCCUUCUUUGCGACUCUCCCGUCUUCUCUACCGUUUGAUUUCAAGGUAGCGGCGGCGAGCAAGCGGCGCAGGGGGAGGGCCAAGACCGGCAACAACACUGACGAGGAUCCAGAUACGAUAUACACAAAAUCGGGAUAUAUCAAGGACCAGCGGACGGUUGUCAAAGGCAUGAUGGUCUUCUUAGACCAGUUCUAUGAACGGUAUCCUGAGCAACAAAAGGCGUAUCUUUAUAUCACGGGACAGAGCUAUGCGGGGAAGUUUAUUCCGUCGAUCGCGCACGCUAUCAUUGAGCGCAACAAGAAGUUCCAGUCCAAGUUGCCUCAGAGCGCGAGCCGUUUCCUGGACGCGAACCGGUUCCGAGGCAAGAUCUUUAAUCUCUUCCGAAAGUCGACCGGACAACUCGACACGUUCGAUAUCCGAAAGGCUUCUCAUGGGAUGAACUGGAAGCCUAUGGCCGCUUUGUUGAACCAGCCCGAGACCAAGGAUUCUCUGAACAUGUUUGAGCCUCGCAAGGCGUACCUACUCCAACAGAAGGUGCCAAAGGAGGAAGUGGCACGGAUCGAACUGGGUAGAUGGGAUACUGAGUACCGAACAGAUCCAGAGGUGAAACAGGCUAUGCGAGUGGACAUUAUGCGGUCGACAAAGCCAUUGGUCGCAGAUUUGUUGGAUAAUGGGGUCAAGGUGUUGGCGUAUCAGGGGAUUUUCGAUUUCAGGGAUGAGCCGGCAGGACCUGCCGUGCGCACUUCUUCCAAGGACGUUCUAUCUUGCAUCGAGAUGUAUGUUCGGGUCUACUCUAGCUUCUUGGCAACCACGAUCUCUGAAAUUAUGACACUCGAGACCCUGUACAUGAGUUUCUUUACAAAGUGGGAUUUGUCGCAGGAUGCUUUUCGGGACAUUGACUGGAUCACGCUACACUGGCCGAGAUUGAUGAUGAUCGAGUACUAUGCGGAGGCGGCACAGUAUCCUCGCCAGAACUGA